Messenger RNA from Manihot esculenta (cassava), 1041 nucleotides. RefSeq lists its product as uncharacterized. The transcript has a single exon. The coding region runs from base 147 to 761 and encodes 204 amino acids. The record is from RefSeq and is a predicted model, not a curated record. Lineage: Eukaryota; Viridiplantae; Streptophyta; Magnoliopsida; Malpighiales; Euphorbiaceae.
ACAGUCACCGUUCAAGUCUUUCUCUGUAUCUGACCCAUCACCGCAUUAAUGGCUUCCACUUAUUCACAUCAUCUUAUAUUUCUAUAACUGUUUCCCAUCCCUCCGUUGCCAACCCCACCAAGAUAACAGCACUCUCAUUAAUCUCGAUGACAGAACACGGCGAUCACCCACUUCCUAAGCCACGAAGUCGCCGCCGCUGCUGCCUUAUCGUUGGUGGGUCGAUUCUGAUCUUAUUAUUUAUCAUAUUUAUAGUUAUUCUCAUCCUAGCUUUGACUGUGUUCAAGGCUAAAGAUCCUCGGGUCCAGGUUCUCUCAGCUUCCAUCGAAGGCGUUUCCCCUCGCAUCUCGUUCCCCGUUAUUACUAUUGAACUCAACGUCACUCUCAACCUCACGCUUCGCCUCCAUAACCCGAAUCACGCCAGUUUCAAGCACGGCCCUGGAAAGAGUUCCCUCCUGUAUCAAGCUAAACAGGUGGGAGAAGCAGAGCUCAACUCGGGUUUUAUACCCUCUACUGGAACGGUGACGAUUCCUUGCAGGCUUACUAUAGAGGCUGAUAAGUUAGCAUCAAAUCUGAAAAGCUUGAUCAGUGACAUAUUGUCUGGACAUCUUGUUAUGGAAACACGAACGACGAUUCCAGGGAGGGUUAAUUUCCUGGGGAUAUUCAAGAAGCAUGCUGUUGCUACUUCUGCAUGCAAGUUCACUAUUGCUUUUCCUGCUAUGAAGAUUCAAGACCAGGAGUGCAAGAGCAAGACCAAGUUAUGAGAGUAAACCUCACAAACAUGUGUUUGUGGUUUUUGAUUGAACAAUCCUUUAUUACAGGUUUUGCUGUUUUGUCUCCGGGCGUUAUACAGCCAGGAAGCAUGUUAUUGUCUUCUGUUUUAAUUAGGCCGAUCUGAUUUUUGGGUUCAGUAUUGUAGUUUGUAGAGUUUCUUAGAAAUCCAGAUACAUUUGUCUUCCACCGCCUGUGCGCCGAGGCGAGACAGAUUCUUGUACAUAUGCAAACAAAUUUCUCUAUUUUUUAUAUAUUUUUUGGCUUUAUAUA